Molecule: messenger RNA, 1819 nt
Organism: Nicotiana attenuata
Lineage: Eukaryota; Viridiplantae; Streptophyta; Magnoliopsida; Solanales; Solanaceae
Product: probable aminotransferase ACS12
Exons: 4
Coding region: 135-1748 (537 amino acids)
Biological process (GO): amino acid metabolic process; biosynthetic process
Molecular function (GO): aromatic-amino-acid:2-oxoglutarate transaminase activity; L-aspartate:2-oxoglutarate transaminase activity; pyridoxal phosphate binding
Source: RefSeq, a predicted model, not a curated record
UCCGCUAAAAUUUUCAUCAACAGAAUCCUAUCUUCCCUCGCCAGCCAAGCAAAGCAAAAACUAGAAACGAGCAGCAAAGCCAAACCCUUCCGGCGACAACAUCGCCAUCUUCCCGCCGCCGUAAUCCGGCUCAUAUGACCCGAACCGGUGAUAUAAAACCUAAUUCAGACGGCGAAACCGACACCAUAAAAACAUCGCCACCAAGAGGCAGGGAAGGUACUUCAGGCAUGAGACUCGUUGUACCCUUACAAGGUGUAGUUCAAGGCAGAGGCGGCCUUAUUUUAGGUUCACUCAUUCCUUGUGCUCUUUUCUACUUCCUCCAGUUCUACUUAAAACGACACCGAACUAAGCCGUCUUCUUCUUCUUCUAAUCCUCCGUCACCGUCAACGUCAUCGCCGAACCUCGCCGAGUUACCACGGUCGUCUUCCCGUUUGAAUCUGUCAACUCGUGGUUCAAUUGGUUGCGUCUUUUUAUCGUCAAGGGCUAGUUUGGUUGCUGCACCGAAUGAUUCCCCGUAUUACAUUGGCAUGGAUAGGUUCCGAGCGGAUCCAUACCAUGAAUUGGAUAAUCCAGACGGGAUUAUUGAUCUGGGGCUAGCAGAAAAUAGGUUGUCGCUAGAUUUAAUAGAGAAGUGGCUUUCAAGCAAUUUGAACGAUUCCAUGCUUGGAAGAGGUGGUGACAGAUUGAAUAUCAAUGGACUUCUUACGUACCAGCCGCAUGAUGGAUUGACUGAGCUGAAAGUGGCCAUAGCAGGCUUCAUGUCUCAGGUCAUGGGAGAAAAAGCGUCAUUUGAUCCAUCACGAAUGGUGUUAACAUCUGGUGCAACUCCAGCCAUUGAGCUUCUGUGCUUUUGUUUGGCUGACCAUGGGAAUGCUUUGCUUGUUCCCACACCCUAUUAUCCUGGGUUUGAUAGGGACAUAAGAUGGAGAACUGGCAUAGAUCUAAUACCUGUUCACUGUCGUAGCUCCGAUGCCUUCCUAGUGAACAUCACUGCUCUUGAUCAAGCAUUUAGUCAGGCAAGAAAGCGAGGGCAAAAGGUCCGUGGAAUACUUAUCUCAAACCCGUCGAACCCUGUAGGGAACAUACUGAGUAGGGAAAUGCUACAUAGUCUCUUAGAUUUUGCGAGGGAGAAGAACAUCCAUGUAAUAUCAGAUGAAAUAUUUGCUGGAUCUAAUUACGGUAGUGAAGAGUUUGUAAGCAUGGCUGAAAUUCUUGAUGAAGAGGACCCUGACAGGGACAGGGUUCAUAUAAUAUAUGGAUUAUCCAAAGACCUUUCUCUUCCAGGGUUUAGGCUCGGUGUUCUGUAUUCCUUCAAUGAAAAUGUUGUGGCUGCAUCUAAAAAGUUGACAAGAUUUUGUUCCGCUUCAGCACCAACACAGAGGCUAUUAGUUGCAAUGCUUUCAGAUGCUGGGUUCAUCCAGGAUUAUGUGAGAACAAACAGAGAGAGAUUGCGAAAAGUGUUUGACUUAUUUGUGGCAGGUCUAAAACAAUUUGGCAUCGAAUGCAUGAACAGCAGUGCAGGUCUGUAUUGUUGGGUUAAUAUGAGCAGUUUGAUUUGCCCUUAUAAUGAAAAGGGAGAGCUUGAGCUGUGGGAGAAGCUCUUGAAUGUAGCUAAGAUAAACGUGACUCCAGGGUCAGCUUGCCAUUGUAUUGAACCUGGAUGGUUCAGAUGUUGUUUUAGUACGUUAGCAGAAAAGGACAUUCCUGUAGUUAUGGAACGGAUACGUAAAGUUGUUGAGCGUAGGUAGGCCCCCAGCUUAAAUGUUUAUAGCUUUAAAAUAGGAUUGCCUCUGUUAGUUAUAUCAUCUAUUUCUGAGAA